UGGGGAAUACCCACAAGCCCUCGCGGCGCGCGGCGCUGGGCUGGCGGGUGACCCAGCGCCACGGCUCCGAGCCCAGCGAGGUCACCCCGCGCUUCGCGAGACCUUGGCCCGGCGCGGGCGGGGGCGGGGCCGCCGGCCUGCCGCCAAUCAGCGCUGCGCAGGACGCGAGCGCGGGGCCGCACCCCUGCGGGUGCCCGGAGUGCUCCCGUGGGAGGGCGGGGAAUGGCGCCAAGCCGGGGAGGGGCAGAGCGGGUGCCGCCCCGCAGAACCCCGGGGAGGACGUGGAGGGGAGGCUGGAGGUGAGGAGAGGAAACAGGAAAUGCUCUCGGGCGUGGUGGUCAUCUCCAGCAAGGAUUCUGUCCAGCACCAGGGAGUGUCGUUGACAAUGGAAGGAACAGUGAACCUCCAGCUCAGCACCAAAAGCGUGGGCGUGUUCGAGGCCUUCUACAACUCCGUUAAGCCGAUCCAGAUUAUCAACAGCACCAUAGAAAUGGUGAAGCCAGGAAAGUUUCCUAGUGGCAAAACAGAAAUUCCUUUUGAAUUUCCUCUCUACGUGAAGGGUAACAGAGUUCUGCACGAGACCUACCAUGGCGUGUUCGUCAACAUUCAGUACACGCUGCGCUGUGACAUGAGGCGGUCUCUGCUGGCCAAGGACUUGACAAAGACCUGUGAAUUCAUCGUUCACUCUGCUCCUCAGAAGGGGACGUUGACUCCGAGCCCUGUGGACUUUACCGUCACCCCGGAAACCUUACAGAACGUCAAGGAGAGAGCUUUGCUCCCCAAAUUCCUCAUUAGAGGACAUCUCAACUCAACCAACUGUGUUAUCACACAGCCACUGACAGGAGAGCUGGUGGUGGAGCACUCGGAUGCCGCUAUACGAAGCAUAGAGUUGCAGCUAGUCCGUGUGGAGACCUGUGGGUGUGCAGAAGGCUAUGCGCGCGAUGCCACAGAGAUCCAGAACAUUCAGAUCGCCGACGGGGACGUCUGCAGGGGCCUCUCCAUCCCUAUACACAUGGUCUUCCCCAGGCUCUUCACCUGCCCCACGCUAGAGACCACCAACUUCAAAGUGGAGUUCGAGGUGAAUGUCGUCGUGCUGCUCCACGCUGACCACCUCAUCACCGAGAACUUCCCGCUGAAGCUCUGCCGGACGUAGCCAGGAGCAGGGACGGGGGGCGACCAGGCGGCAGGCCAGCUGCUUCCCUGACUGUGGGUGGAACCGCGCUGGCAGCCCCGUGUCUUGUGCUCUGCAUCAGAACCGAGUCAUCUGCUGGAGGCGGUCCCUCCCCCCGGUCCUCGGUGCUUCUGCGCAGGCGCGGCGCUCAGGCCCUGCGCGGCCCCGGGAUCCCUUCACCUGAGUCAUUCAGGAACCUGCUCCCCUCCUGCUCACUGUCAGUUCCAGUAAAGCAGUUGUGCCUGCAGGUUGCUGGAAGGCGAGACCAUGGGUACAGAGGGAGCCCUCCUAACCUGUUGGAGGACAUAGCCAGGGGCUCCUGACAGUGGAGGAUCUGCAGCCAGGUGACAUCCGGGACGGCUACCAGCUUCCCGCUGCUUAUGAGUUCGUGGACACCCUCCCAGGAGGAGUGGCCGGUGGUGCCGCUGGACACCUGUAGCCGCCCCAGCCCAUUCUGUAGUUUUUUGUGACAUUUCUCCACAAAUUUCAGAAGCUUUGGGAAACUGGGGACACACAUUCCUUGCUCUCACAGGAGUGAGAGGACCUGGUAGCGCUGGUUGGAGCUGGGGUCCAAGACUGGCGUGACUCCCCUGCUGCCACAUUCCCAGAGCAAAGUGCAGGGGGGUGUGAGGGGACUGCAGUGUGCCGCUCUGGUAUGGCGAGUUCCGGAUGACGAGAGACCCCGGGGGCAGUGAGGGCCCCGCCACAAGGCAGUGCCAGGAAGACACCUUGAGUUGAUGAAGCGGCCAAGGGCCCUGUGCAGAGCCAAGCGUCUUGACCUGAAGCCAGUUUUUGCCUCAGCCUCGAAUGGUGGUUCACUGUGAGCCCUGAGUCCACCGCAAUAAAUUUCUUUCUUCUUUCU
Sciurus carolinensis (gray squirrel) is the source of this 2033-nucleotide messenger RNA. It is a transcript of the gene Vps26c, whose product is annotated as VPS26 endosomal protein sorting factor C. The transcript is spliced from 8 exons. NCBI's taxonomy places the organism in Eukaryota, Metazoa, Chordata, Mammalia, Rodentia, Sciuridae. The coding region runs from base 320 to 1153 and encodes 277 amino acids. Gene Ontology annotation, biological process: intracellular protein transport. The record is from RefSeq and is a predicted model, not a curated record. Gene Ontology annotation, cellular component: endosome.